ACUACUCUACCUCUUACAAGUUUUUGCAGUGCUGCUAAUUCUUCUGUUAUCUCUUUUUCUCCCAUAGUGCUGCAGAAAGGAGGAGAAUGAAGGCAACUAACAAGAGGUUCCUCUUAACUCACAGCACAUCACUGACGUAGGCAGCUCAAGACAAGAAAGACAUGGUGUUACUAUAUGAAUAAACCUAUCUAGCUCUGCUCUGUAGCUGGAUAGCCAAGCAUUUUGGCCUCAAGUCACAUUCUUAAGCUUCUCCCUGGAUUCCAGCUUCCAAAAUACCAAAGUAUAAAUUCUCUUCUUUCUGCUUUGCUCUCCAGCUGUCCGACUCACCUUCUCCAGCAGCCAUGAGCAAGGAAGCUAGGGGAGCAGAGGGGAAGAGGUCCGACUGGAAGAACUGACACAGCCUUACUAACCACCUGGGCAGAACAGAAGUGAGACGAGCUUCUCAGGCCUCAGCAACUGACUGCUGACACACUCAGGAGAUGCUAUUGAGAAAAGGAGCCCCUCUCUACUGAGGAAGGCAAGGAGGAGAGACCGGGAAUAAAUGAACUGACCUGAACAGGACUGAAGCACUAAGAAUGGAAGCCACACAGAUUAAUAUGUCACGUGUCCCGCUGGUUAAUGGAGGCAUCAACACUGCGCUCAAGGCACACAGACCACGUGUGAUGUCCAAAAGUGGUCACAGCAAUGUGCGGAUAGACAAAGUCGAUGGCAUUUACUUACUUUACCUUCAAGAUUUGUGGACUACAGUUAUAGACAUGAAGUGGAGGUACAAACUCACCUUAUUUGCUGCUACUUUUGUCAUGACCUGGUUCCUCUUUGGAGUUAUCUACUAUGCCAUUGCAUUUCUUCAUGGAGAUUUGGAAAUAAACAAGUUCACCCCAAAGCGCGAGCCAUGCGUCAAGAACGUGGACUCUCUGACAGGGGCAUUCCUCUUCUCCUUGGAGUCACAGACGACCAUCGGUUAUGGGUUUCGUUUCAUUACAGAGGAGUGUCCUCAUGCCAUUUUCUUACUUGUGGCCCAACUGGUCAUCACCACCUUGAUUGAAAUCUUCAUCACAGGUACCUUUCUGGCCAAAAUUGCAAGACCUAAAAAAAGGGCGGAGACUAUUAAGUUCAGCCAUUGUGCUGUCAUUACUAAACACAACGGAGAACUUUGUUUAGUGAUCAGAGUAGCAAAUAUGAGGAAGAGCCUUCUGAUACAGUGUCAGCUGUCUGGGAAGCUUCUUCAGACAUAUGAAACUAAAGAAGGGGAGAGGAUCUUGCUGAACCAAGCCAGCGUCAAGUUCAAUGUUGACUCCUCUUCUGAGAGUCCUUUUCUCAUUUUGCCUUUAACCUUCUACCAUAUUUUAGAUGAAAGCAGCCCUUUAAGAGAUCUCACACCUCAAAACCUCAAGGAGAAGGACUUUGAGCUUGUGGUGCUCCUGAAUGCCACGGUUGAGUCCACCAGUGCUGUCUGCCAAAGCAGGACUUCCUACGUCCCGGAGGAGAUCCACUGGGGCUAUGAGUUCGUGCCUGUGGUUUCUCUCUCUCCAAAUGGAAAGUAUGUUGCUGAUUUCAGCCAAUUUGAGAAGAUCAGGAGAUGCACAGAUUCUACUUUUUAUAGUAUGGACUCUGAAAAACAAAAGCUAGAGGAGAGAUAUAGGCAGGAGGACCAGAGAGAGAGGGAACUGAGAACAAUGUUGUUACAGCAGAGCAAUGUUUGAUUGAAUGAACAGACUAUCCCGAUCAAUCCUUUUCCCAAACUGAAAAAGUAUCUUUUCUGUGUUGUAUGUCUGCUAUGAAACCAGCAGUGGAGUCCUUUUCAGUAGAUAGCUUUGGUGUAGAGUAAACCUAUCCCUUUGUUUGGCUAAGCUGCUAAUCAAGUAUUUUGUAAUUAGGUGGGAUUUCUUUGUCCAGUAUCUUGACUUAGCAAAGCUGGAUUUGUAUUAAGUCUCUGCCUUAUACCAUCAGUAAAAAUAGACAUACCACUUUCAAUUGGAAAGUGAAACUGGAUACACUGUGCUGGUUUCUUCAAAUAUUUAUUUGACAUGGUUUUACUGUGAACAUUCAAUCACAGAGACAGCACACAGUGCUGCCAGAAGAAAAUAUUCUCCUUUAAAAUGUAUAUUCUCAUAGCAGGUAUUGCCUUAAUGGGGAUUCCUGGCAUUGAAAAUAAAUUGAUGGGAGAGAAAAAUGGUUGAAUAUGGGAAGAGCCCGUAGGAAGGUGAUAAACUCCUUUGAAUCUUGAAGGAGGGUGGCAGACUAGUUGUGCUGGGAGGUGAUGAAGGGAGAUCUCUUUCUCUUUGCUACUCGGAACUUGUUUUGUGAUCACUCACUUUUUUAACCUUGUUAAUGGCUGAUUUAUAUAUAAUAGCUAAGAAGGGGAGACGAGGGAAAAUUACACAAAAUCAUAACAGUAAUCAACUAAGGUUAAAGCUGGCCUUGAGCCAUCUGUUUUUUAUCCAAUGUAAAUAGUUUGUAAUAGCAGCAUAACAAUACAUUUCUACAGAUUGCUUGCUUUGCUAUAGACCUUGUUUAAUUUUGGUUAAAAGAAAGCUGUAUAAUGUCUGUAGACA
This is a messenger RNA of Struthio camelus australis, 2555 nucleotides long. The record is from RefSeq and is a predicted model, not a curated record. NCBI's taxonomy places the organism in Eukaryota, Metazoa, Chordata, Aves, Struthioniformes, Struthionidae.